This is a messenger RNA of Gallus gallus (chicken), 1764 nucleotides long. RefSeq names its product sulfatase modifying factor 1 (gene SUMF1). The record is from RefSeq and is a predicted model, not a curated record. NCBI's taxonomy places the organism in Eukaryota, Metazoa, Chordata, Aves, Galliformes, Phasianidae. Gene Ontology annotation, cellular component: endoplasmic reticulum.
GACUGGCACGUGGUCUUCCCGCCAAUAUGGCUGCGCCCGCGGCCCUCCGCCACUUGUUCCUGCUGCUGGGAGCGGGGCUGGCGGUGAUUGCUGGCGCCGGGAAGGAGACCGCUCCCGGCGGGAACUGCGGCUGCAGCGCUAGUCGUAGCCGUGGGGAUGAGCGAGAGGCGGUGGCGACGGUGCGGCGGUACUCGGCGGCGGCCAACGACGGCAGGAGUUCUGGGCGCGGACCGAUGGUUGCUAUUCCAGGAGGAGUGUUCACCAUGGGCACUGAUGAGCCUGAAAUACAGCAGGAUGGAGAGUGGCCUGCAAGAAGAGUCCAUGUUAACAGCUUCUAUAUGGAUCAAUAUGAGGUCAGCAAUCAGGAAUUCGAGAGAUUCGUGAAUUCUACUGGGUACCUCACUGAGGCAGAGAAGUUUGGUGAUUCCUUUGUGUUUGAGGGGAUGCUGAGUGAAGAAGUGAAGGCUGAAAUCCAUCAGGUAGUUGCAGCUGCUCCCUGGUGGUUGCCUGUGAAGGGAGCCAACUGGAGGCAGCCCGAGGGUCCUGGCUCCAGCAUCCUCAGCAGGAUGGACCAUCCAGUUCUCCAUGUGUCCUGGAAUGACGCUGUAGCAUUUUGCACAUGGGCAGGGAAACGAUUACCAACUGAGGCUGAAUGGGAGUACGGCUGUCGAGGGGGCCUUGAGAAAAGACUUUUCCCAUGGGGCAACAAGCUUCAGCCAAAAGGUCAGCAUUAUGCUAACAUCUGGCAGGGAGUGUUCCCAACUAACAACACUGCAGAAGAUGGAUACAAAGGAACUGCACCGGUCACUGCAUUUCCUCCCAAUGGAUAUGGCUUGUACAACAUUGUAGGAAAUGCCUGGGAGUGGACAUCUGACUGGUGGGCUGUUCAUCAUUCAGCAGAUGAAGCUCAUAACCCUAAAGGGCCCUCGUCGGGGACUGACCGAGUGAAGAAGGGUGGAUCAUACAUGUGCCACAAGUCUUACUGCUACAGGUAUCGUUGUGCAGCCCGCAGCCAAAACACCCCUGAUAGCUCUGCUUCCAAUCUGGGGUUUCGCUGUGCAGCAGAUGCCUUGCCAGACCCACAGUGACCACAUGGGCUGCACUGCACUCAGGGAAGAUGCAUGCAGUGUCACCUGCUGAUGAGAGAGAAUGGAAAAUCUUGUGCUUAAAGUUCCUGUUGGGCAAGAAAAUUCCAGCACUCACCAGCGCUGCUGGAAGCUCUGUGUGCCUGUGUUUGGGGAACCUGGCCUGGACUUUCAUCGUGACCAAGCUUAGAGGUAUUGCUUUCAGUGGGAGUAGCCUGGAGUUGCACAAGCACAAACCUGAGCAGAAGCAUGCUGACUGUGUUUGAAAUGCUAACCUUAUUUAGUAGAUCCUUUGGAAAAGUUCUUCAAUUAUUACAUGUAUUUGUAUUUAUGGAUCGUCUGAAUCUCCACACUCAGAUCCGAUAAACAAGGAUUUCAUAGAGCCCUGGGUAGCUCUAAAAAGAAAUCGGAAGCAGUUACUGCUCCCGUAACCUUGUAGGAGGCGUACUUACCGUUUAGAAAAGAGAUGAAGACAACACAGGGACAGUCAGUGCAGCUGGUGCAUUACGUGCUAAUUGCAGUGAAAAUCAAAUCCAGCAACGUGCUUUUUCUGGUGCAAUACUUACUCCUCUUUAGGAAGAAGUGCCUUCUGCAACUGGGGGGGGGGGGAUAAUCAUCACUGUGAGGAUUAGAAAUGUAUGUAUUUGAAUAAAAUAUCAAGCAUUUCUUUAUGCUGAAA